AUGUUGGGCCUACGAUUUAUUCUCUCGUGGUUUUCGCCAUUAUAUGACGCCCUGCUUUGCCCUUCUAUUCCCCUUCGUCUCCGUUUAUCACUACUAGGUUUACAGCCUUUGAAUUUGCUUACAUAUCCUAUGAAAUGGAUUCCCUACCUCUUCUCUCGCGAGUACUCGGUUGAAUCGAUCCCACUACGUCAUACACCUGGGCAGUCACUUCGUGUGCUCGUGUUUGGGGCGUCCUCUCCUACAACUCGUGGGCAGAAGCGACCGUUACAUCUCGACAUUCACGGAGGCGGGUUUGUUGGUGGCAUUCCCGAAUUAGAUAUCCCUUUCUGCAAACAGGUAGCUAAUGAGACAGGCGCCGUUGUGGUGUCAAUCUCAUAUCGACUUGCUCCACGCCAUACAUUUCCAAUAGCACACACUGAUGCCGAAGACAUAGCUGAAUAUAUCGUCCGGCAUGCUGAGAACCGCUGGGGUGCAGACCCAAAAAGGAUGAUGACUGUGAGCGGAUUCUCAGUUGGAGGGAAUCUAGCUUUGGCUGUGGCACAAUUUCUUGGCCAAGAGAUCGUAAAGGGAUCGGUCACUUUUUAUACACCAGUUGAUUUCCGCCUUCCGCCAUGGGAGAGACCCAAACCACCAGGCUUUCCACAGAAGGACCCGCUCGCUUUCUUGGCUUCGUUGUUCGAUUCAUAUGUAGGAGCAUGUAGAAUGGAAAACAUCCAAAACCAGCGUCUCCAUCCGACCCUAGCUACUAGAGACUCGUUGCCUAAGAACAUGUUGUUUGUCAUACCGAAAGUAGACAUUCUCUUAGAUGAGCAAACCAAAUUUGUGCAAAGAUUGGAAAGCGAGUCAUCGAAGGGCGGUCGGGUGGAGGCAAUAUUCUUCGAGGGUCAAAUUCACGGUUGGUUGGAACUUCCUUCGUUCGCUAUUAACGAGGAAACACGACGAAAUGCGUUUGACGCCGCCAUCUCAUUUAUCCGCGAUGUACAGCGAGAGUCUUGA
Molecule: messenger RNA, 996 nt
Organism: Talaromyces proteolyticus
Lineage: Eukaryota; Fungi; Ascomycota; Eurotiomycetes; Eurotiales; Trichocomaceae
Product: Alpha/Beta hydrolase protein
Exons: 3
Coding region: 1-996 (331 amino acids)
Molecular function (GO): hydrolase activity
Source: RefSeq, a predicted model, not a curated record